GUUCAAGGUUGCAUCAUAGAAUUUCUGCAUUCGUUGCAUUCACGUUCGUUUUAUUCCAUGUAGUAGGGAAAUUUAAAAUCCGUCUGUUGGUUAUGCUUUAAAACUGACACUGUUUUGAAUUUGGUUUGGCAUUUAACGAAUGUCGGCAUAGUUGAUAACGGACAAGUUGUUAGUUUUUAAAUAAUAUACAUUUGGCUCUUAAAAUGGAUUCCAAAUCAAAAUUACCUAAACCAAGUAGGCUAAGACAACCCAUAUUUUCUAAUCCCAGCACUGCCAAUAAUGAACCAAAGCCAGCUGUAUCUAGACCUCCACAGGCAGUAAUUAGGGUUCCACCUCCAACAGUUCAGCCCAGAAAAUUUAUGAGAAGAUCUAAGUCUCUGGCAGAUUUGCGUCCAAAUACAAUUACAAACUUUUCUGUGACAGCAUCUUCUACUUCUAAAGCUGGAGUCAAACGACCACCAGCUACAACAACUAGCAAAAUAGAUACAGGGACAAAACCUAAAGUGGUGAAACAGGUGAAAAUUCCUGAUUGGGAUUAUAAAAGCAGAUUUUUAAAUUUACAAGAAAAGCACACUAAGUUACUGGAAGUUCACAAGAAAGUUAAAGACCAAGCAGCAGGCAUUGAAGAACUAGAAGAUCAACACAAUGCAUUAAUAAGUGACCAUGAAACUCUUAAAAAAGCUCAUGAAAAAUUAACAUUACUAGCUGAAGACCAAGCGGCUCAACUUAAGUACCUAAAACAAGUUGAAAUAGAAUUAAAUGAAUUAAAGGGUCCCUACAAUGAUCUUAAAAUUAAACAUGCUGAAAUGACUUCUGAUUUGGAACAGUUCACAAUGGAAAACAAUGAUUUAAAGCAAACAGUUAAUGAAUUAACCAGUCAACUAGCCCAUUUGAAAGAUGAUUUCAUUAAAAAAGAAGUCUUAAGACGAAAACUUCACAAUGUAAUUCAAGAUUUGAAGGGAAAUAUCAGAGUGUUUUGUAGGGUAAGACCCCCAAUUAAUGAAUUAGAGCAAGAAAGGCUUAAAUGUUUGAUACAAUAUCCUGAUGAAAAUUCCAUAGAGAUAUUUAAAAACGCUAAUUCACUAAAUAGUAAACAAGAAUUUUCGUUUCACUAUGUUUUCAAUGAGGAUUCUACCCAAACUGAAUUUUUUGAAGAGUUAUCACAGUUUGUGCAAUCAGCAAUUGAUGGAUACCACGUCUGUGUUUUUGCUUAUGGUCAAACUGGGUCUGGUAAGACCUACACAAUGCAGGGUUUAGAUAUGCCAGAACAUAUGGGAAUGAUUCCAAGAACUGUAAAUUUAAUUUUUGAGACGAUAGACAACCUUAGCCAAUCUAACUGGGAAUAUGAAGUAAGAGUAAGCUUUUUGGAAAUCUACAAUGAAAAUGUUAAAGAUUUAUUAGACCGUAACGCGAAUCUCGACAUUUGUUUCAACGAAGGAAAAGGAACUACUGUAACAAAUUUAAAAAUUGAAUCCAUUUAUUCAUACAAAGACUUUGAAAAGUUCAUGAAAAUUGCGCAAAAGAAUAGAAUGGUUGCUGCUACCGACUUUAACGAGCAUAGUUCGAGGUCUCAUGCUAUAACAAAGAUAUACAUAAAUGGAAGACAUGCGGAUUCGAAAGAGUACUAUACCGGUUCGGUAAAUUUAGUGGAUUUGGCCGGGUCUGAAUCAGCUAAAACAAGCCAUGGCGAUAGAUUGGUGGAAACCAAGUCUAUAAACAAAAGUUUAUCAACUCUAGGUAGUGUAAUGCUUGCUUUACACAACAAAGAUAAACAUAUACCUUACCGUAACUCUAAAUUGACUUAUUUGUUGCAAUCAUGCUUAGGUGGUAAUUCUAAAACUAUGAUGAUCGUCAAUAUUUCGCCGUUUGAAGAAAAUUAUGGAGAAAGUAUUAGCUCUUUACGAUUUGCCUCUACUGUUAAGGAAGUAAAAACUAAAAUUAAAAGAAAUAAAGCUAUUAUGCCUCUUUCUGCAAUAAACACAAGCAAUAAUAAUUAAGUUGAUGGAACUGAAUAUGCAGGUUAUUUAGAUUUAAAAUUAAGGAAAUUCGAAUUAAUGCAGGUGCAAAUAUUAGUUUAUACAGUAUGUGCUAUAAAGUUGGAUACAUAUGAGAAUUUUUUAAUAUUACGAUUUGAAAAAAAUGUAGGGCAAUCACCUCUGCUUAAAAUAGUUCAUAUAAAAGUUGGCUACUGACGUUCAAAAAUGACCUUUGUUAAAUAUGAAAAAAAGUUAUUAAAGAAACUUGUUUCUAAUGACAUUUUACGUCAAGAAACCGGUUUUGUACGAGAUGUUUUGAUUUUAAGAAAAUUUUAGUUCUUAAUAUUUUUUGUAACUAACAAUUUUGGGAAAAGAUUAAAAGGGAUGAGAAGACAAUUCCAUACCCAUUUUCUCUAAUAACUUUUCAUAUUUCAGAAAAAAACAAUUUUUAAACGAUUUUUCCAAAAAAAUUGCGAAUUUGAUAGAUAAGUAAUGUCAGUAGUCAACUUUGAUAUGGACAAUGAUAAGUUUUUAAAUAAGCCCUACUUUUUUUUUUUCAAUAGUAAUAUUAAAAAACUAAUCUCAAAUGGAUCCAACUUUAUGGCACACACUGUACAUGUGUCUCCCAUAUAUCAUAGCUUGGGAUCUCGUAAAAGGUUAAAUAUCCAGCUUUGAAGGAGAUAAUAAAAUUGUUUCGUUUUUAGUUUAGGCAGAGCCAUUCUCAGGUUAAUUAUUUUAAAUAUGCAGGUAUGGAAAUCUUAAUGCAGAUCCUCUAUUUUGCAAUGCGUAAAAUAACUGAAGACCGCUGAGCAGCGCAUUACCUAUUUUGUUGCUUGGCGCACAGUAUGUAUGACUACCACCUCACUCCCACUUACGGUUUCUAAUGGAUUUGUCUUAUAUGGUCCACGUUUAAAUUUCCGUACAUGUAGACCUGAAAUUUAAAGUUGAUUUUUGAAUAAUUUUGUCACCUUUUGUAUAUUAAACGCUUUAUGACAUCUAAAUGAUCUGAAUCCUAAUGUAGGACAAAUUGUAUGUAUAAGAAUUGCUUAUAAAUAAUUUAUAUAGUCAAGCCAAGAGUUUAAUUAAAUUGGUUAUAUGAUAUUCAUAUAUUCAGUUUAGGUACUCAUUUUAAUUUUUAUUUCAUAAUCAUAUUGUGGCAUUUUGUACACCCUUUGGAGCUUUAAUAAGAGUAUUUCAUUCUUCUUUGGUAUUUGGAGUCUGUUCUGUAUAUACAUAUUAUAUUUUGUUUUAUAAUUAUGACUAAUUUUAUUGGCGUGUCUGUGCCAAUAGGAAAAAUUGAGUUUCUUAAAUUAGGGUUGCUGUUCUGACUUUGAUAAAUUAAUAAACGUUCCUGAAAUGUUUUAUGAUAGAUAGCAUAAAUAAUAUUGUUUUUUUCUAAUUUGGAGAACAUUUCAGGUAUAAAUGUAUCCUUGUAACUCUUAAUAAUGAGAACACCCACAAAUUGGUUUUCAUAAUUGGACCAAAAUUGUUAAAAAAGUUGUGUUCAGUUUGCACUUGUUUAUCCAAAAAUAGUAUAAAAAUAGUUAUUUAUUCUUAAAAUUCAUAUUGAGUGUUUUUAGAGUGUAUUACUGUUACUAAUGAGUGUAUUUUACGAUUAAAUUGAAUGUAUUGUACAGUUUAUCGUAAUUUAAUAAAUACUAAACCAAAG
Psylliodes chrysocephalus is the source of this 3645-nucleotide messenger RNA. The record is from the annotation of a GenBank genome assembly. Lineage: Eukaryota; Metazoa; Arthropoda; Insecta; Coleoptera; Chrysomelidae.